AAGCAACGGGAAGCGGCGGGCCGGUACGCUACCGGCGGACCCCGGGCGCGGCCGGACCGGCCCCGGGGCAUUCCCCCGCCUUGCGGGGGCCCCGAAUCCGCCGCCCCUGCCGCGCGCCCCGCUGCCAGACUUCCGAAAAUUUGCCAAAAACUCACCGCAUGAAUUUUCUUGUCCCGCGGAUCCAAGAUGGCGACGUAUCCACCGCGGAGGCUGCUGGGAGCAAGACCUUUACCCUCUGACCGCCGCCGUGACCCCCGUCGCUCCGGCUUCCCUCCGGGUGGCGGCGGAAGGUGGGAGCGGCGACUGCAAAGCAGCAGGGAUAGGCUCCCGCAACCUCUGGAGCUUGUGCGCGUACUUCUGGGACCGGCACCACGUCACCGUCACCUUCUGAGUAGAAUAAUCCAAUUCCAGAGGAGAUUAGGAGUUGGAUGAGAGGAUAGACUCUAAUCUUAGAGAAAUAAGGUAUUGUACAAGUUAUCAAGGCCUAGCAAUCCAACCACUUUGGCCAGAAUUAUUACAGAAAGUUGGAAAAAGAUUAACUUGAUGCAGAGUAAUCAGACCUAUGGACAUUGUGCUUCUUCAGUUUUUCUAACAAGUUUGAACAGGUCAGUGUUGUCACUUGUUAAGAAAAACUAACCAAGAUUGGAGUGUCACCUCUGGGCAGAGCUGAAGCUUCAUGUGAACUUUAAGUUCACAACUAUAAGUAGUGGAGAGAUUGGGCAUCCAUACUGAUUUCCAGCUUCUCCGAAUAUUUUGCUGCCAUAUUGGUCUUCACUUUACUGUCUCUCUCUCACACACGUUUUUCAUGGAAAUUUACUUGUUUGAUACAUGAUCUUCUCAAAGUCCAGUGAUUCCUACUUUAAAAAGGAUACCAAGCAGUUAAUCUAAUAAUACAAUCAAGCAUGGUGCCUUGUGCUACUUACUGCACACGUUGCAUGCCUAUGAAGCAGACCCUCUAAAUAAGAAGUGCAAGCAAAUAAUGAAAAUCUUAGAAGUCUAUUACUUGAACUAACAGGACUUCUAGUUUUGUCUCCUGUAAGAACUCUUAAGAGUAUAUAUGCUUAUUAAGGUUUUAGUAGGAAAAUUAUUUGAUAUUGUAAUUAUAAAGAGUUAUUAUUAGCUGUUUUAUCAUAAUCCAAAUUAAAAUGUAUAGCUAUGUUAAAAAUUCAUACAGUAGUCCUAGUUAAACCAUAUUUUUAAUAUUUUUUAAAUAAAAAUUCAGACUCUAAGGAGAAAAAAUUAUUUAUUAGUCUUAGGUCUUAUUUUCUAUGUGAAUGGCAUCAGGUUGAAAUUAUCACAGUUUUAGUAAAAUAUUAUUUUGGCCUCACUAAUAAAAAUAUAUGCUUUACUGAGGGAACCCUAGUGUUAUGCCAAGGAAUUGCUUCAUUGGCCUGAUCAUUAAUAAUCAUUAGACAAAGAACUAGGGAAAAAACACCACAUUUCACAUUUGUCAGACAAGCUUAUGACCUUAAAACCUAAAAAGUAUGGCAAAUAAAUUGCAGUGUGGUUAAUUGAGCUUAUUCAGUUUACAUAUUUUUAUAAUGUAGGCUUUGACCAAGAACCUUUCAACCCAAUCUAUUAUAACAGAUUUAAUUGCUCUUCUCUCCUUAAAAAGUUUAUGACAGUUAAGAAAGCUAAGCAAAAGUUUUUUUAAAUUUCUGAUUUUGACUUUUAGAUUAGCUACUUAAUUAGUAGAUGAAAUUGAUAAAUAGCCACUAUGAUUUUCACUGUGACAGUUUGUUGUAAAAUAAAUUAAAAAUACAGAACUUAAGUUUCAGCCUUCCUAAAUUGCUCCCUUGGACUUUACAACUUACUGUUGCCCUUGAGAAACUGGAUCACUGAACGAAAUCUCUUUUCACACUACCUUCUCUCUAGCAAUCUACUGUCUAACAGAUGGAGAUACCCUAACCCUUGCCUCAGAGGGCUUAAACCAUAGAGAGAGUGAAGCAGGCAAUAGAAAAAUCAUAAAUAAAAUUUGGGUAUGUUAAAUGUGGUUAGGUACUACAGGAGAAAGAUAAAGCAAAGAAGGAAUGUAAGGAGUCUGGGUAGGGGUAGGAGCAUGGAGGAUUGUAAUACUAAUUUCGAUGAAAGGAAAGUCUGAAAAGACGACUACAUAGAAACCUGGAGAAAGAAAAUUACAAACCAUUGAAUAUCCAGGGAGGAGCAUUUCAGGCAAAGGGAGCUGCACAUGCAAAGUCCUGGUAUGUUCAAGGUCCAGCAUGAAGACCAAUGAGCCUGGAAAGUAGUGUGCAGAGUGGAAGCUCACUAGGAGACGAAGUAAAAAAUGUAAUGAGGUGAGAGUAGGAGUCCAAUGAAGAAGAGUACAGAGUUCCAAUCAUAGGUCACUGUAAGCUAUUUUGGUAACUUUGAUUUUUACUGUAAGUGAAAUAAGCCUUUGGAGGACUUGAAGUAGAGAGGUGACAUGAUCUGUUUUAUUAAGAAGAGCUAACUGAAUUGGGGAAGAAACAGAAGCAGCAGGAAGGCCAGGUAGGAUGCUAUAGCAAUAUUCCAAGUAAAAGGAGAUAAUGACUUGGAACAGAGCAGUAACAAAGGUGGUGGUGAGAAGCAGUCAGCUUCUGAAUGUAGAAUAAAGAGCCAUUAAAUCCAUUUAGCUUAUUGACUGAAGUACUGUUUUUGUAAUUAUUUGUGAUACAUACUUUCAUAGUAAAAUGUUUGAAAAAUAUAGGUAGGUGAAAAAUCACAGUAAAAAUCACCCAGAACCUCACUCUAAACAUUUGAUGGAUAGUCUUUCACUUUUUCUGAAUGUAUGUGUGUAUGUAUCCUAUAUUUAUUCAAAUGUGAUCAUACAAAAAUCAUUUGUUACCCAUUAUAUAUAUUUUUAUAUAUUUUGAUAAUUUCCUAUUUCUUUGUAAAUAU
Molecule: messenger RNA, 2877 nt
Organism: Rhinopithecus roxellana (golden snub-nosed monkey)
Lineage: Eukaryota; Metazoa; Chordata; Mammalia; Primates; Cercopithecidae
Exons: 3
Coding region: 187-432 (81 amino acids)
Source: RefSeq, a predicted model, not a curated record